AUGCAAUCUAUGGUUAAUAAUAUACCGCAAAUAGAUUUAACUUUAGAAAGUUCAGAUUCUGAUACAGCUACUGAAAAUGAAGAAAUUUUUUAUUCUUUUAGUAAUUCUGAUACUGCAGACCCAAAGGGAUUCAGUAACAAUACAACUGAACAAGUGCAAAUAGAUAACGACAGUCAACCAAAAAAUAAUGAUAGUUUCUCUGAUGAUGCAGAAAUAAGUUUUACAUCUAACACAGAUAAAGAAAAAUUAGACAAUUUAAGGCUGUUACAAAGAGUCACCACUUUAAAACAGAAAAAUGAUACUGAUGGACAGACAACAUCUUUAGUACAGUUGUUGAAGAGUACUCUACAAGAUGUACAAGAUGAUAGUCUCGACAAAACUAGUGAUAACAUCGAGGAUUUCAAUAAAAACCAAAACUCUAGUCCUACCAAAAUUCAUAAAACAGAUAUGUCUUUAAUAGAAGAUUUCUAUUAUUACAGUUCCAGUGAUGAAAAAGUUAACAGAAACAUUAAUAAUAAUAUUCAAAUUAAAAAACAUAUACGAAGAAAUAAAGAUAAAGAUAAGGAUAAAGAUAAAAAGUCCAUUGAAGUUCCAUCACAUACAAAGAAUCAAUUACAAAACACUCAACUUGACAAUUCAUUUAAUGAUCACCAAUUAGAUUCAAACAGUACCCAUCCCCAACAAUAUGAACAGUCAUCUGAAUCUUCAAGUAAAAAAAAUUAUAGUGAUCAAGGAAUUGUAAAAACUGAAAACAUGCAUGUGGAUUCAAAAUUUGAUACAGUUAAUAGUAAUUUUGACAUGGAAAAGAUGCAAAAGAAAAACUUGAAUAACAAUAAAAAUGUGCAAGAUGAUAAUAACUCAAAUUCAUUAGAAAAUAAUUCUGUAUUAAAGGAAAGCGAAUCGUUUCAACAUACUAAUGCUAAAUCUGAAAGCUUGUUGGCAAUAAAAGAAAAUCCAUCAAUAAAGAAAGCUAUCAGGUCACUAGAGUUACAGGAAAAUACAAUCACCCAAAAUUCUACAAAGGAAGGUCAUGAGAUAAAUGGAUAUAAGAAAUUUAAUAAAUCAUCAAAUAUUCAAGUAAAAAUAGAUGACCAUAAAACACCCAAACUUUCUACUACUUUAAAAGUACCGUUAAAACUUGACAGUAUAGAAACUCUAAUAUUAGAUAGUGAUUCUGAUAAUGAUACUAUAAUAAAAAAUAAUGAAAUGUCAUCCCCGGUAUUAUCAAAGGAAAAGGAUAGUUCAACGAAGAUUGUCAGUUCAAGUAAAAAAAGAACACAUGAUGAAAUAGAAGAAUCAGGAGGGACUGUAAUUAAUAAUGGAGAUAAAAAAAAUGAUAUGCAUAUUUUGAAGAAGCAACAUUUACCAGAUGAAAAUAAUAUUAAAAAUAAUAGAUCAGAUGAUGCGAUCAUCGUAUUAUCCGAUGAGGAUGAUGAUAUUUCAACUGAAAACCCAAAGAAAAUAUUAAUAACAGCUGAAGAAAUGAAAAGAAUACAUGAUGAAAAGAUAGCCAAACUUGUUUCUGAAGCUCGUGAAAAUUUUGAAAAAUGCGAGAAAGAAUAUAUCAAUAAAGAAACAGAAUUGAGAAAAAGCUUUAACCUUCAGAAAUCCACCAAGGAAAUCCUGCUGCGAAAAGCCAAAAGAAAAGAAUUUGAUUACAAAACUGCAGCGCAAAAAUAUAGAUUAUUGCGUGAAUCAAUUAACUCUAAUAGCAAAUUUGUUACAGGAUCAAAACAAAUGCUGUUAGAGGAAGCUAAGAAGACGACGGAACGUUUAAAUCAAGCCCGAAUUGAGGCUAAGAAGAAGGUUGAUGCUCUAAGUAAUAAAAUUUCAGAGGUAGAAAAUAAAUUAAUAACUUUACUAGCGGAAAAAAAUGAGGUUCUAACAAAAACUAAAAAUGAACUAGCCUUACAUAGCAGAGAUAUAGCAACCAAAGAUCUUAUAGAUAAAAGAAAAAAACUAAUAGAACAACAGAAAUCACUACAGAAAAUGUUUGAAGAAGGCAAAGUAACACAACAGUCAUAUUCCAAGCUAAAUAAAGAAAUCCUAGAUGCCUUAAAUUCAUUAACAAACACUGAUCAAAAAGUUAAAACACAGACGGUAGAGGCUCCUCUUGCUCUUGGUAUGCAGAAUCUUUCUAGUUCUUUAGUCUCUCAACCAACAAUCCAAACGAGAGGAUAUUUAUAUCAUAAGUCGUUAGAGAAGGCUCUGGAAUUACUGCAACAGAGUUCUACUCGUAGUGCUGUUACAAAAAAUUUGUUGAGCUCUCACAUUCGUAUUUUGAAAAAUUUCUACGAUGAAUUCAUGUCUGCAUAUCCAAUGACGGUCAAAAAGUUGUUUUCUGUUAGAGAAUCAACUGAAUUACUUUUUACUAAUGGUGUAAAAAUGCCUAUAGUUUUUGAAAUUCUAGAAGAUUUUGGAAUUGAAUUUAAAAACAAUAAUAUCUUACCUAUUAGUAGAAGAAAAGAAUACAUUAAAAGUAUUGAUAUAGCUAAGCAACUGGUAGUAACAUCAAAUCGAGAUGCCGCUAACAAAAGUAGAUUGAUUGAAUUGUUAAAUAAAUUGCUUAGUUUAAGAGGACAAGUAGACUUAGGCAAACCACCAACAUAUUCAGUUAUUUACGAUAUUGGUGCCUCUGUUGUAGAAUUGAUCCAGCAGGGACUUAAAAUGCAAAAAGUGUUUGAUGUACUAAAGUCUUACGAAACACCAAUGACAACAUUAGAGUUAGCUACGUAUUAUCAAAAACAUAUUAAUAAUUUGGCAGUUCCUGCACAAAUAGCUCCAGAUACAGGCAUUAGGUAUACUCAAUGGUCAUUAAAUGGUAGUGUUAAUUCGAGAGAAAGUCCUUCAAUACAAUCACCAUUUGUAAAUUCCGAUACUGAAAGUAUUCAACAAUUUCACAUAGGGAAUAUUCAUGAUGUAAACGAACAAAACCAAAUUCGUGAGUUAUUGAGCAGUCUAAAAGAAACUGAGAGUACUAUUGAGGGGGAGGAGUUAACACCUGAUGAAAUGACUGUUAACUUAUUAAAGCACCAAAGAAUAGGGCUGAAGUGGUUAAUUGAUGUUGAAAAUUCUAGUAAAAAAGGAGGGAUUUUGGCUGAUGAUAUGGGGUUAGGUAAAACUGUACAAGCAAUAGCUUUAAUGUUGGCUAAUAGAUCAAAUGACAAAAAGAGAAAGACUACUUUAGUCGUAGCUCCAGUUUCUGUAUUACAUGUGUGGCAAGGAGAAAUCAAAACAAAAAUCAAACAAAGCGCCAAGUUUUCUACUACCAUCUUUGGGUCUUCUAAUGGAAAGGUGGGUCAUUGGAAACAAUUAGCUCAUUAUGACGUAGUAUUAAUAUCCUACCAGACUUUAGCCAACGAAUUAAAAAGACAUUGGCCUGCCAAAUUAGAAACUGAUAGAUCUCAUUUACCUGCUAUUCCUGAUUUGGUAGCCUUGAAUUCUUUGAAAAGACCUGGUGAGUAUGUAUCACCAUUUUUCACUAAUCAUUCAAAAUUCCAUCGUGUGAUUUUAGAUGAAGGUCAGAAUAUUAAAAACAAAGAUACACAGGCUGCUAGAGCCUGUUGUACACUGAGAAGUAAGUAUAGAUGGGUCUUAUCUGGUACACCAAUUCAAAAUAAUAUGAAUGAAUUAUAUUCAUUAAUUAGAUUCCUAAGAAUAUCCCCAUAUAAUAAAGAGCAAAGAUUUAAGAUGGAUAUUGGUAAUGCUUUUUCAAAAAAGAAUGAUAAAUAUAAUGUUCAUGAUAAAGAAAGAGCUAUUAAAAAAGUUCAAAUUUUACUGAGAGCUAUCAUGUUGCGUAGAGUAAAAACAGAUACCAUUGAUGGAAAAUCCAUAUUGGAACUACCUCCUAAAACAAUGGAGGUAUUAGAAGCUUCUUUAGUUGGUAAUGAAUUAGAAUUUUAUUCUGAAUUAGAAAAUAAAAAUAAAAAAUUGGCUAGCAGAUUAAUGAAGAGUAAGGUUAGAGGUAACUAUUCCAGUAUAUUAACUUUGCUGUUGAGAUUAAGACAAGCAUGUUGCCAUUCGGAGUUAGUGAUUAUCGGUGAAAAACGGAGCCAGAAUACAAAGAUAAUUAAUGGUAAAAAAUUUGAAAAUUGGGUAGCUUUAUAUAAAAGAAUUGAAAUAAUGAAUCAAAAGCAGAGGGAUCUAGUGAAUUCUUCACUUAAUAUGAUGACAUGUUCAUAUUGCAAUGAAGAACUAGAACUUCAAAACACAUGUGUAUUAACUGGUUGUGGUCAUUUAAUCUGCCAAGACUGUUUUGAACCUAUGGUAGAAGAAAUGUCUAAUAGACCGAAUGCACGGGUGGGACAACUUGGUGAAUAUUAUAUUCCCUGUAAAGAUUGCAAUGAAAUAACGUGUGAACGAGAAAUUGUUAGUUAUAAAUUGUAUGAUCAAGUUGUCAAUCAAAACUUUACGUUAAAAGAUUUAGAAAAUGAAUACUAUUGCGAGAGAGCUAAACAAAAACAAGCAUUAGCAUUAGGCAAUUACAAACCAGACUUCCCUAAAUUAGAAGCAUCAACAAAGAUUAGGCAAUGUCUUGACAUCAUAACUCAAGUGAUAAAAAAUUCAGAUAAUGAAAAAAUAUUAAUAUUCUCACAAUUUACUACAUUUUUUGAAAUAUUAGAGCAUUUCAUCGACGAAGAAUUUAUUAAAAGUGGUAAAUACAAUGAGAUUGAGUAUCUGAAAUAUAUCGGUAUGAUGAAUGCCAAUCAAAGAUCUGAUGUAAUUAAUGAAUUUUAUAAUAAUAAGAAGAAAAGAAUCUUAUUGAUUUCAAUGAAAGCGGGCAAUUCAGGGUUAACAUUAACUUGUGCAAAUCAUGUCAUCAUUGUUGAUCCAUUUUGGAAUCCAUUUGUGGAAGAACAAGCGCAGGACCGUUGUUAUAGAAUCAGUCAAACAAGAGAGGUCAAAGUUUAUAAAUUGUUCAUUAAGAAUUCUGUUGAAGAUAGAAUAUUUGAGUUACAAAAAAGAAAAAAGGAGAUGGUUGAUAUGGCUAUGGAUUCAGGUAAAAUCAAAGAAAUUAAUAAAUUAGGAACACGUGAAAUCGGGUUCUUAUUUGGACUAAACGAUCUAUAA
This is a messenger RNA of Arxiozyma heterogenica, 5070 nucleotides long. RefSeq names its product translocase ULS1 (gene ULS1). Lineage: Eukaryota; Fungi; Ascomycota; Saccharomycetes; Saccharomycetales; Saccharomycetaceae. Bases 1 to 5070 code for a protein of 1689 amino acids. Gene Ontology annotation, biological process: double-strand break repair via homologous recombination; homophilic cell-cell adhesion. Gene Ontology annotation, molecular function: ATP binding; calcium ion binding; ATP-dependent chromatin remodeler activity. Gene Ontology annotation, cellular component: nucleus; membrane; cytoplasm. The transcript has a single exon. The record is from RefSeq and is a predicted model, not a curated record.